UUCAUUUAACCGCGGAAUAAUCACUUUUCCCACUUUGACGAUCGCUUUCUCUGGUUUCCUCUAUCACGCGGUAAAUUCAACCGCGCCGGGAGUUUAUUCAGAACGCGGGCGGCUUAUCAAGCCUUUCUUAUUCAAAUUUUUGGUUUUAUUUAAUAAUAAUUAAAGUAUCGGCCAAAUUUAUUAAUAAUAUAGGGAUUAAAUUAAUUUGCCGCGAUUCAUCUGGUCAGUAUGGAAGGAUGACGCAAGAGGACAGCGGGGUCCGGUUGAUGACCUUUACUGGUGAGAUGGGCGAGGAGAUGUACCGGGAAUCGGUGGUAUUGCCGGUUAAGUGGCCGGUAGAUCGCGAUAAGGAGAGAGAGCGGCUGAACGGUCAGCAUGCGUUGGUCAAUAACGGAGGUACGUUGACCGAUGCGGAAGAGGAGGAGACUCGGCCCAAGGAAGUGUUCACCACGCUGGGUGUGUUGGAUCCGGCGUUGACCGAUAAGGACAAGCGGCAAACGGCCAAAGAGCUGGCGGGUGAUUACGAGCGGGAAUCGUGGCCGGGGAAAUGGGAUUUCCUGAUGGCCUGCUUGGGUUAUGCCGUCGGUUUCGGAAAUGUGUGGAGAUUUCCUUCGCUGGCAUACAAAAACGGUGGAGGAGCCUUCCUCAUCCCCUUCUUUCUCUGCUCCUUCCUGGCCGGCAUCCCUGUGUUCUUCCUGGAAGUCGCGAUGGGCCAGUUUAUGAGCGAAGGCACUAUCACCGUGUGGAAACUCAUUCCCAUGUUUAAAGGCUUCGGUUACGGGACGGUGGUAAUCGUGACCCUCCUAAAUAUAUAUUACAUCAUUAUUCUUGCCUGGGUGUUUUUUUACCUAUUCGCCACCAUUUUUUCCUUCGGCUCCGUGCUACCGUGGAGUACGUGCGGAAAUUGGUGGAAUUCUCCAAAUUGCGUUACCGGGAGGAACGAGACCGUGGAUAACGUUACCGAAUGGACUAAUUCCACCAUGACACCGGCAUUGGCCACCCUGACGACACCGGCUUGGCUGGAUAAUUCCACGGUCGGAGCGGCUAAGAUCGAUGCUGCGGCAGAAUUUUGGCGAAACCGAGUCCUGCAGUUAUCCACCGGCAUCGACGACGUGGGCACUGUGGUAUGGGAGCUGGCACUGUGUCUGCUGCUCUCAUGGAUCCUGUGCUACUUUAUCAUCUGGAAAGGCACCCAGUCCAGCUCCAAAGUGGUCUACAUCACGGCCACCGCCCCCUACAUCAUGCUCUUCAUCCUGUUCAUCCGCGGCGUCACCCUGCCGGGCGCCAUCAAUGGUAUCAUUUAUUACAUUUAUCCCGAUUUUUCACGCUUAGCCGACGGGAAAGUAUGGAUGGAUGCCGGCACACAAAUCUUCUUUUCAUAUGCAAUCUGCACAUCCACCAUCGUCGCCAUGGGCUCAUAUAACCGUUUCCAUCAUAAUUGCUACAGGGAUUCCUUGAUUUUGUGCUCGGUGAAUUCGUUAACCAGUUUCUUCGCCGGCUUCGUCAUCUUCUCCGUGUUGGGUUUCAUGGCGCACGAGCAGAACGUGGACGUGAAGGACUUGGCACUGGACGGUCCGGGCUUGACGUUUAUCGUGUACCCAAAAGCCAUCGCGCAGAUGCCGUGGGCGCCGGUGUGGUCCGUGCUCUUUUUCCUUAUGCUCAUCACCCUGGGCAUCGACUCCGAGUUUGUCGGCGUGGAAGGCUUUGUUACGGCCAUCAGCGAUAUCUUCCCGCAGCUCCGCCGCAAGAGUAUCCGUGAAUCGUUCAUCGCGCUGGUGUGCUUUGUCUACUUCCUCAUCGGGCUGAUUAUGGUGACAAAGGGCGGGAUGUUCGUGUUCCAGCUGUUUGAUAACUACGCCGCAUCCGGGCCGACACUGCUGUGGUUCUGCUUUUUUGAAUGCGUGGCUAUCGGAUACGCAUACGGAGCGGAUCGUUUCUACGACGACAUCGAGCAGAUGAUCGGUUUCCGUAUCAGUCCAUGGUGUAAAUUCUGCUGGAAAUACGUUACUCCCGUCGUCUGUGCCGGCAUCUUUAUAUUCAGCCUGGUAACGUGGUCGCCCAUGGAAUAUUCGGAUAUUAACUACGUGUUCCCGGCGUGGGCCGAAGGACUGGGUUGGAUGAUGGCACUGGCGUCCAUGAUCUGCAUACCGGGAUACAUUGCCGUGAAAUCCUUCAGUAUCGAUAAAUUCAAGGCCUUGAUGGUACCGCAGUUUAACGAUCGGCAUAUGCGUCGCCGUGCCCGGCGACGGAGCAGCAUUCGGCGUUGAGCGGCUCGUAAAUUUUCCCUAAUGCAGCAUGAGCAGAUUUGAGAUUUUCAAAUGGAAAUGUAACGCAGUGGAAUACGGUGCAUAUGUGUCAUUCUGAGCUUUUGUUAAAUACGCGCUUAUAACGUUUCCGGUGCAAUAUGUUACUGCUUCUUGCCAAUGCGGCUUCUUCUUUUAUUCCUCAUCGUUUCGGACGACAACUAUUACAUAUGUUUUGACUGUGUCAUAUACAGAGUACUGCAAUAA
Paramacrobiotus metropolitanus is the source of this 2510-nucleotide messenger RNA. RefSeq names its product sodium- and chloride-dependent taurine transporter-like. The coding region runs from base 237 to 2267 and encodes 676 amino acids. Gene Ontology annotation, cellular component: membrane. Lineage: Eukaryota; Metazoa; Tardigrada; Eutardigrada; Parachela; Macrobiotidae. Gene Ontology annotation, biological process: sodium ion transmembrane transport. The record is from RefSeq and is a predicted model, not a curated record. The transcript has 13 exons.